Molecule: messenger RNA, 1638 nt
Organism: Schistosoma turkestanicum
Lineage: Eukaryota; Metazoa; Platyhelminthes; Trematoda; Strigeidida; Schistosomatidae
Source: the annotation of a GenBank genome assembly
AUAAUAAUAAUAAUAAUAAUAAUUUUAGCAACAAUAGCAAUAUGAAUCACACUACUAACAAUGAGGUAAGUAGUAUAGAGAAAAGAAUAACUAUGGAAAAAUUGGAUCCAGUGACAAAUCAAUCACAUCAUAAUAAUUUUGUAAAAAACACCUUAUCGAAUGAAGUGUAUAAAGAAAUUUCACCUCGAUCAAUACCUACUGAUGAGAUUACUUCAGGUUCAAAAUUCUAUACUACUACUACUACUAAUAAUAAUAAUAAUAAUCAUCAAUUACAGAAUGAACGUAUUAUAACUAUUAAAGAUUCAGGAGUAUUGACUAGUCAAGCUAAUACAGUUCAGUGUAAAUCUUCCCCAGGAAAAAAUUCUCCCACACUCAGCUUAAAUAUUGAUUCUGAUGGAUAUGGAUGUUCAGCGACAUCAUUGACAGUUGUUGCACCACGUGUAGCACCGAAACCAAAGUUACAUGAUACCGACAGAAUUCCAUCGGAGAAAAAGAAUAAUCCCACUGUGAUCACAUCAGAAAUACGUCAUAUGAAUAGUAAAGUAUCAAGUAAUUUAUCAAAUACAAUGAAUAUGAAUUCUUUACUAUUGAACAAAAAUUCAAACAAUAUUGAAACAUUGAAUAAUAAUAGUUCAACAGAAUCUGCCACUGAUUUAUUUCCAAAUUUAGUCAAAACUCGUGAUACACCAAUUCCUAAUGUUAAAAGUUUAGUAUCAUAUUUCUCAGAAUUAAUCCGAGUUCAUAAUGAUGUACAAGAGUUGAAUCAAUUAUCGCUGAUUGAUCAGUCAGACAUGAUAAAUAAAGAAAAAUUUUCUGAUUAUGAUGGUACAAAUCAUCAUAAACAUCAUGAAAUUCAUGAUGAAAAUGAAGAUGAAUAUGAUUUAGAUAUACCAGCAAGUAUAUCACCAUUUUUAUUACAUCAUGAAACACCUACUGCACGAGAACGUCGUCUACAAGCUGUGGAAAUGUUAAGACGUCGUUCAACAAUUCAUAUGAAUUAUGAUCCUUGUAGAGUAUUUCCACCAGGAUAUAGUACUUCAACAUCACCAUUUUUUGAAAAAUUCAAUCAUCAUAUGAUCAGCGAUAACAAAAAUGAUUGUGAUAAUAAUAAUAAUAAUAAUGAUAAUAAUAAUGAUGAUAACAUUGAUCAGAUCAAUAAUAUAAAAAAGCACAAUGUUGAUCCAGUUCGUCGACCACUUUCAGCACCGAAAUAUCAAGUUCGAAUGCAAGCUAAUUUACAGAAAGACUCAACAGCUAUAGCUGCUCAAUAGAGGAAAGGAGGCUUUCAAUUUAUAAUUUUCUCAAUACAUAUAUAUUCAUACAUAGAUCAACAAUGAUCAAUUUUCUAUGGAAUUUGUUUUUUUUUUGAUCAUCACCUCUACCUCCUGCUUAAAAUCAUAAAAAAAAUUUAAUGAUUUACGAGAAUAUUGUCUCUAUAUAUAUUCCUUUAUUUUUUUUCCUUUCUGUUUCUUUACACAAUCAUGAGAAUGAUUGGAUGUGUUUUUUUUAAAAAUCCUCUUUAAGGUAUGAUUUUUGAAUAAAUCGAUUAUUAUUGAUUUCAGUUCAUGUAAUUUUGAUUGUUUCUUCAACAUCCACCUGCAUUGCAUUGUGUGUUCAUUCAUUGUUCAAUACUUCGCG